GGAGCAACCACAGCCCGCAGACUAACAGAGGCUGGAGUCUGAGGAAAAACUGUGACCGCUACCAGCCAUGGGGCUGGAUUACUAUGCUGUGCUCCAGGUUACUCGCAACUCAGAGGAUGCCCAGAUCAAGAAGGCGUACCGGAAACUUGCCCUGAAGAACCACCCAAUGAAGUCAAAUGAGCCAUCUGCACCAGAGACAUUCAAGCAGAUAGCAGAAGCCUACGAUGUGCUGAGUGACCCUGUCAAGCGAGGCAUCUAUGACAAGUUUGGCGAAGAAGGCCUGAAGGGUGGGAUCCCCCUGGAGUUUGGAUCCCAGACUCCAUGGACAACGGGCUACGUCUUCCAUGGCAACCCUGAAAAAGUGUUCCACGAGUUUUUUGGGGGAGACAACCCCUUUAGUGAAUUUUUUGAUGAAGAAGGAAAGGAUGUAGAUUUGAAUUUUGGGGGGCUUCGGGGCCGAGGAGUCCAGAAACAAGACCCUCCAAUCGAACGAGACCUCUAUUUGUCCCUGGAGGACUUAUUCUUUGGCUGUACCAAAAAAAUUAAGAUCUCCCGAAGGGUGCUAAAUGAAGAUAGGUAUUCUUCCACCAUCAAGGACAAGAUCCUGACAAUCGACGUGAGGCCUGGGUGGAGGCAGGGCACACGCAUCACCUUUGAGAAAGAAGGGGACCAGGGCCCCAACAUUAUCCCGGCUGAUAUUAUCUUCAUUGUAAAGGAGAAGCUGCACCCUCGCUUCCGCAGGGAGCUUGACAAUCUCUUCUUCGUGUACCCCAUUCCUUUGGGCAAGGCCCUCACCUGUUGCACUGUGGAGGUGAAGACCCUUGAUGACCGUCUGCUCAACAUCCCCAUCAAUGACAUCGUCCACCCUAAGUACUUCAAGACGGUGCCAGACGAAGGGAUGCCACUGCCUGAGAACCCCAGCAAGAAGGGAGACCUCUUCAUCUUCUUCGACAUCCAGUUCCCCACACGCCUCACACCCCAGAAGAAGCAGAUGUUGCGCCAGGCACUGCUGACCUAAAUCUGGGGACCUGGAGAAGAAGAGGGAUGGAGAGGGCUAG
Molecule: messenger RNA, 1058 nt
Organism: Acomys russatus (golden spiny mouse)
Lineage: Eukaryota; Metazoa; Chordata; Mammalia; Rodentia; Muridae
Gene: Dnajb13
Product: DnaJ heat shock protein family (Hsp40) member B13
Exons: 8
Coding region: 68-1018 (316 amino acids)
Cellular component (GO): cytosol
Molecular function (GO): protein-folding chaperone binding
Source: RefSeq, a predicted model, not a curated record